AAUAACUCCUGGCGGCGCCGGAAUCUUGACUGGAGAAACCGUGCUUUACCUUUCCGAUUGCUUUGUUUCAACGUGUUGAUUUAGUCAGAUCUAGUAUUUACCGCCAGCAUUAUCUUUAUUGUUAUCCGCAGAGGAGGAGGGGGACUGAGGAGAAACAAAGCACCAUUUGCAGUAGUAAGAGAGUCUAAUAUUGGCACACAGGGCAGCUGACAGGCUGACUUCUGUAAUUAUAGCACUGUCUGGUGCAGGGCAAAUAUUUCACGGGCAUUGGUUGGCAUUCCGCUUUCCAAAAGACGCAGGGACGCUGCGAGGGAGAGGGAGCGAGGGAGAAAAGCGCAAGAGAGGGAGAGAGAGAGAGAGAUCCAUAUGUUAGCAGCAGAUACACGAGGUAGAAGUGUAGAUAACAUCACAUCAUGUUCCGGUUCAUGCUCGGAUUCCACCUUCAGCUUCUUUUCUGCUGUGUGUUGUCCCUGUCUUCUCCCAUGGACAACAUUCUUUCCUUCCAAACAGCUGUGAAAUCCCUGGAUCAGAAUAAGAAAUUCAACCCAUGCUGUCUGCUGACUCCGCCUCCUCCUCCACUGUUCCCGCCUCCCCCUGCGCUCUGGAAGAGACACAGUCAUAAUGAGGACACCAGGGAAAAUGAAGGAGACACGAUGGUGCAACCAGAAAAACCUAAGCUUCCCUCUUGUGUCCCGGGUCCCCGUGGCCCCUCUGGACCCCCUGGCCCUCAGGGUCCACCUGGAAUCCCAGGACUGCAGGGACCAAAGGGAGAAAAGGGUGAAAUUGGAAGACCUGGAGCAAAGGGUCGUACUGGGCCACCAGGUCUCCCUGGACGACAGGGACCAGCUGGCUGGCCAGGACCAAGUGGACCCAAAGGAGAGAAGGGAGACCCAGGACUCAUGGGUCUACCUGGAGCAAGAGGACCAAUGGGGCCAAAGGGUUUGCCUGGAUACAAAGGAGAAAAGGGGUCUCGAGGUGACCGGGGGGAGAUUGGGCUCAAGGGUGAAAAGGGUUCAAUGGGACUCCCUGGAAUGUUGGGACAAAAGGGUGAAAUGGGUCCAAAGGGUGAGCCCGGCGUCCCAGGAAACAGGGGACCUACCGGCCGACCUGGAAAGAGGGGUAAACAGGGAAUGAAAGGCGAUCCUGGGAUCCCUGGUGCUAUGGGUCCUGCAGGCCCUCCAGGUCCCACUGGCCACCCGGGUCCACCAGGCAUGCCAGCCUCAGGACUGUUUAUGGUUGGACAGAAGGGGGAGAGGGGGCUUCCUGGAACCCCUGGUCGAUGCAACUGCAACUCCCCCAUGAGUGUCAACAGCCCUCCUUAUGAUGAACACUCAUCAAGGAGCAAUUAUGCCAAGGUGCCCGUGAUAUUUGUUGUAAACAGUGAAGAGGAACUGGAUCGUCUUCACACUGACAAUGCUCUGGCUUUCCGAAAAGAUCAGAGGUCACUUUAUUUCAAGGACAAUGCAGGAUGGCUGCCCAUCCAGGCUCUCUCGUUCCAGCUGACGCCCUUCCAGUCCAUGGAGAACGCGCCGGACCUGGAGGGCUUCUGUGGCGACGGCAUUGUUCAGGCCCACAACGGAGAGGAGUGUGACGAUGGAAACAAGGUGGUGACCGACAGCUGCGUCAAGUGUAAAGAUGCGUAUUGCGGGGACGGCUACCGCCAUGAAGGAGUGGAGGAGUGUGACGGAAAGGAUUUUGGCUAUCAGACAUGCAAGUCAUAUCUCCCAGGGUCCUAUGGCCAGCUCAAGUGCACGUCGCACUGUUUCAUAGACUCCACAAACUGCAAGUACUUCACAUGAGGGAAAGACAGCAGAAUCUACUGGAUCCUACAGUCUCAUUUGCCUGGUACUUAACGGGACUGAGGCAAUACAAGAACACUGCGAAUGAAACAGGAUAAGAAAGGACAACCGAUUCAUCAAUGUAUAAACCAUGAGCAUAAUCUCCUCUGUAUGAUUGCUGCUGGGAGGGCAUGUAGCUGACGGCAGAACUUUUUCACCCAAUCACAGGAAAAAACGCACAGGACCACGGUACUUCUGUCUUAAUAAUAACUCAGCUAGGGCUUCACCAGCUCUGCUCGCUCCACCCGCUCACUCUCUGGAGCUUGGCCGCUGGGCCGAGGACAAGUCCCUGUGGGAGGGGGCGUGUCCCAGGACACGAGAGAGCCAACCACGACAGGAGACUGGUGGAGGCAGAGUAACAUUACCUCGACUUAGGACUGUUAAAGAGAAUAUUCAGGUCUUUGGGGGAUUUCAGAUCGUCCGUCAUCAAGGGUGCUGUGUAUUUAAAUACAAUGUGAAUGAAUUAAUAUAGCAUUUGCAUGAGACUGAGCAUCAUGUAUCCAAGGCAACAGAAGUUACCACCAAGGCAUGUAACCACGACAAUAGGCCUGUUACCAUAAGCUAUGUAUAGUCAUAUAGAUUAAGUAGACUUUUUCCACAUUUGUGUUCAGGGUCAUAUGUACAAUAAUUCUUUGAACCAGGAUUUAGGUAUUGCAACCCUCUUAAUGAAUUUGGAUAGGAUGGCAUUAUUCAUGAAGUUAUACUGGCAUUUUUAAAUGGGACAACAAAGCAGAUAAACAAGGAGAUGGGCUGCGAAAACGUAAGUAAAGCAAAAUGGCCCAUCCAGCCCCAUCUCCAUCAAGAGUAAAAGGAAAUGUGGUAUGGGUUUGUGAUACCUCUUCUUUCGGGCAUUCACGGGUCAGCUGCAGAGGUGCUGCAUUGAUCAGGAUUAAGGAUUGUGUGACAUUGUCUACAGAAUCUCAGGAAACCAAACACGAAGGCUGUUAUCACCACACCAUAAUGUAUAAUACAUUCAUAAUAUGAUAAUAUGAUAGAAUAUGAUCUACAAAAUAAUAGGGGCAGGUAGAAUGUCUGUCAGAGGUACAAUCUGGCAGUAUUUCUUCAGUGGAUGCGCUUUGGUGUCAUAUAUUGAAAUACUGUACUACGAGAGAGUCUUUCUGCUUGGCCCUCAUCCAGCGAGGGAGGGAAGCUGAACUCUGGCAUUAUGUUCUUAAUGUACUUAAUUCAUAUUUUCAUUAGUUAAGUGGACAGAACAAGUCUCUAGGCGCUGCUUGUAAAAUGCUGACUACUUUCAGCAGGGGCUUGCAGUUUCCUCAUCUUAAUGGCUCCACGGUGACUGCUGAGUUACUGCACAGCCUGCCUCCGUCGCUCAGCUCCCCUCUUUGCUUUUGGAGCUCGUCCUUGACAUACCUCAUCACAAUGCCUGCCUUCUUUAGCUGCUGCCCCUCUCAUCAACAUUAAGCUGCAUGAAAAGCUUAUGAUGUGGGGCUUGAUGAACCCGACAAUGGCUAGAGCUAUGAAUGAAUUGUUGACUUGAACCGGUCAUGGUGUUUUGUUGUGGAGAGGGAGGGUCUUUUUGAUCAGUUCAUGCAAACCAGUUAUUUCCAGCACAUGGUGGCUUCCCCCAUUAAGGGUUCAUGAAGCCUCACUCUCCCGUCACUGUAAAAGGCAUUUUGCAAAAAUGUGAAAUCACAGAUCUUAGAACUCUGACGUGCUCCUCAUUUCUUUUUGUCUCUUAUGUCAGAUUCAAGUACACAGACAUUUUAGCAGAGAGAAAAUUUGUCUGGUUAUGUACCUACAUAGUCUGCUUUACUGAUUUCAUAUAUGCUUACAAGUGGAUGUGUUAGGAUGUAAUGUGAUAUUUCCAUAAGCUACAGGUGGGAGUGUGGGUAAGCCCCAGGUAAGACUCUUCUCACACCUGGCUGAAGUGAGAUGUUUUGUCUGUUUCCUUAGACUCCACCUUACCUGAUUAGGGGAAAAGGUUUCUGUAAAAUAGGAUGUACAUAUUCUUUUUUUAGAUUUUUUUUUUCAUUAUUGUGAUGUGAUACAGUUGCAUGUCCAUGGUGCACAAUUGUUUAAAAAACAAACAAAUGGCCAAGGAGUCGCUGUGAAUUUAUAACUAUAUACAGUAAAUAUUAACACAGUCCAUAUGAUGUCCUCUAAUAUAUAUGUCAGACUGUUCCAAAAUAAAUUAAAAUUUGCUCUCUGGAAAUGAAUUUAAGCCUACUCUAGUAUGUAAAUGCUGUUAGCAUGUUAAGAAUAAUUGUUCCAAAAUGCUUGUGAUCUUGUGAGAUGGAAAGCCUAUAAAGCUGUAGCUGAGCCUUUAUUGUAAUCCCAAUAUGAUUUAUACAGACUUAUAUUAUGGACAAAUAAAAAUA
Messenger RNA from Megalops cyprinoides (Indo-Pacific tarpon), 4177 nucleotides. It is a transcript of the gene colq, whose product is annotated as collagen-like tail subunit (single strand of homotrimer) of asymmetric acetylcholinesterase. NCBI's taxonomy places the organism in Eukaryota, Metazoa, Chordata, Actinopteri, Elopiformes, Megalopidae. The record is from RefSeq and is a predicted model, not a curated record. The coding region runs from base 414 to 1799 and encodes 461 amino acids. Gene Ontology annotation, molecular function: heparin binding. The transcript has 18 exons.